UCAUAGCAGUGACAUGAGGAAUGUUUCAUUACCUCGCCCUAGGGGCACCAUGGUGCCUGUGUGUCAUUCUGCUCUCUCUCUCUCUCUCCCAAACAAACACACACUGAAACAAACCACUGUAGAGCUGUGACUUUAUUUUGUUUUUUGUCUACAGUGCAGGCGGCUGCAUGGGGCAGCCCUCAGUUUGUGACCUCCUCUCCAUGGCCUGCCAUCUUUCCACCUCCGGCUCCUACACCGUGGUCAUCAUCCCGCUAAGGACCGGCCUCUACAGCCAGGAGGCCCUUCGUUUCUACCUAUGGAUCAAGCGAAUGAAGGACCUAGAGAAGGAGAAGGAUGCUCUGUGGUCAGGUCUGGAGGUCCUGGAGAAGAGUCGGCUGUGGUACGUCCAGCGGCUCGUGGAGAACAGGAACCUGCGGAGUGCUGGGAGCCGGAACGGGACCGCCGUUUACCGCAAACGGAGAGCAGAGGUACAGGGACGAGUGUGGAUUCUCACAACACCGAAGCGUGCACCUCCAUCCUGCCUCCCCACACACAUCCAGCGGGUUAACGGCUCCCUUGGCUCUAUAAUGAGUGAACCCACUGUCAGCAGCAAUCCUUGUCUUUCUGAUCCACUGGCAGACAGUGACCUCCGCUGGCAAAACACGGUACUCACUAAGAAAGUGAGUGAGAAGAAUCGUCGGAUCUCCAGGUUGGAGCUGGAAAGGAAGGCUCUCCUUGAAGAGCUGGAGGAUCUGCAGGCCUGUUGAGGGGCCUGAAGUACAUUCACACCAGCUGAUCGGGACACUGUCACCUCCAAGAUAACUACUAUAAAUGCUACCUCAUACAGCUCUUCUGCUCUUUUAAACGCCAAUCAUCUUCUAGGUCAAUAAGUUUUCAGGCAACUUAUCCGACACAUAAUUUAUGAAAGCCACGCCCUGCAGUUAAAAUACUGUAUGAAAUCCACUAACUUGUAAAGCAAAUGUUUCCAUAAUACAAGGGAUGUCAAAAGUGUUCACACCCCAGGAAACGUUCCAGGUUUUAGAGAACAUAGAUAUUCCAACCAUUGUAAAAAUUGUAAAAAAGAGCAUUUUAAUGAAAACACACAUUCUACUGCUGCUGUCGCACUGGUUCCUGUGUUUGUCAGCACUUUGAUUUGUCUUGCUACUGAAAAGUGCUAUAUAAAUAUACUUGCCUUACCUGUGUGUUUUCCUCGUAUUCUGUGAAUUUAUAUGUUUCAUCAUUACAGUAAAUACUAUCUCCAACAAGCA
Fundulus heteroclitus (mummichog) is the source of this 1247-nucleotide messenger RNA. It is a transcript of the gene sapcd1, whose product is annotated as suppressor APC domain containing 1. Lineage: Eukaryota; Metazoa; Chordata; Actinopteri; Cyprinodontiformes; Fundulidae. Bases 168 to 746 code for a protein of 192 amino acids. The transcript has 4 exons. The record is from RefSeq and is a predicted model, not a curated record.